Molecule: messenger RNA, 1669 nt
Organism: Sorex fumeus (smoky shrew)
Lineage: Eukaryota; Metazoa; Chordata; Mammalia; Eulipotyphla; Soricidae
Gene: FEZ2
Product: fasciculation and elongation protein zeta 2
Exons: 9
Coding region: 1-1140 (379 amino acids)
Cellular component (GO): axon; cytoplasm
Source: RefSeq, a predicted model, not a curated record
AUGGCGGCCGACGGGGACUGGCAGGAUUUCGACGGGUUCCGGGGGGCGCCGCGGAGCGCCCCGGGCCGGGACGAGGGUCCCGCGGGCGCCGAGGCGGGGGCCGGGCCGGGCGGGGGCGGCGGCGGCGGCGGCGCGGGCUUCCGGGCGCUGAGCUGCAGCCUGGAGGAGAAGCUGAGCCGCUGCUUCCGCCCCGCCGGGCCGGGCGCCGAGACCCCGCGCGCCGCCCCGGGGCCCAUCACGGAGCGCGGCCUGCUGCGGGGGGACGAGAUCUGGAAUGCACUGACGGAUAACUUCGGGAACGCCAUGCCUGUGGACUGGAAGUCCUCACACACCAGGACCCUGCACCUGCUCACUCUGAACCUCUCCGAAAAAGGGCUGGGUGACCGCCUGCUCCUGGAGGCGGCGGACGACGAGGAACUGCGGGAGCAGCUGGACAUGCACUCCAUCAUCGUGUCCUGCGUGAACGAGGAGCCGCUCUUCACGGCCGACCAGGUCAUCGAGGAAAUCGAAGAGAUGAUGCAGGAGUCCCCCGACCUGGAGGACGACGAGGCCCCCGCGCAGCCCGACCGGCUGUCCACGCUCUCCCGGGAGAUCCAGACGCUGCAGCCGGCCGGCGACGGCUACGAAGCACGGGUGAGGCGGCUCCCGGCCUCGGAGCUCACGGAGCUGCUGGAGCAGAUCGAGAACGCCAUCAAGGAGUUCUCGGAGGAGCUGGUGCAGCAGCUGGCCCUGCGCGACGAGCUGGAGUUCGAGAAGGAGGUGAAGAACAGCUUCAUCUCCGUGCUCAUCGCCGUGCAGAACCGGCAGAAGGAGCACCGGGAGACCGCCAAGAAGAAGAAGAAGCUCAAGAACGGCGGCGCGCAGAACGGGAGGCACGAGCGGGGCCACGCGCCGGGCACCCGCUUCAGCAUGGACGGGAUCUCAAAUGUCUUUCAGCACGGCUUCCGCCACACCUUUGGGAACGCGGGUGCAGACAAACAGUACCUGACGACAGUCAUUCCUUACGAGAGGAAGAACGGGCCGCCGUCCGUGGAGGACCUGCAGAUACUGACCAAAAUUCUCCGUGCCAUGAAGGAGGACAGUGAGAAGGUGCCCAGCCUGCUGACGGAUUACAUUCUGAAAGUGCUGUGUCCCACCUAGGGGCCGCCCCGCGCCCCCCAGCGCCUCGCACCCGGCUCCUCCGUGACUCAGUAUUAGCGGACCCCGCCCUGCCCUGCCCGCUCGGACUCCGCAGGGGGCUCCGCACCGCGACCUCCCCUCCCCCCCCGGACUCUGCAGAGUGGGGGGCCGCAGGAGCUCGCCCCACGCGUGCUCCGGGCCCCUGGAACUUUCCGGUUGGAAACGGGCCCGCAGCGGGGGUCCCGGGGUCGCUGCCGCUCGCAGUAUUACCCGGUGGCAUCGCCUACCCGGGCAUCACGGCCGUCCCACGCCUCCAGUGACGUCAGAGCCCUGGGCCUCCAGUGACGUCAGAGCCCUGGGGGGCGGAGGGGCGCGGACCGCUCGCCCCCAGGGUCUGGCUGGGGGCGGGGUGCCGCCAAGGGUCUCCUGGCCCUCGCACGUGCGCAGAGGCGGGUGCGGGGACCCCCGGCCGCUCCCCGGGCUCGCUCCGUGCUCCCCCGCGCUCCUGGCACUGAUUCCAGAACCGUCUCGGCACGGGGACGCCCCGCCC